Molecule: messenger RNA, 1279 nt
Organism: Cladocopium goreaui
Lineage: Eukaryota; Dinophyceae; Suessiales; Symbiodiniaceae
Source: the annotation of a GenBank genome assembly
CUUGUAGGUGACCCUAAGGCGAUGGGAAAUUUUGGCAGCUGCCAUGCCCAGUCGGGUGAGCAGUCGUGCACCCAGCGAGUGCGCAGGAAGUGGCUUGUACAGGCGUUGGUUGUGAUCAACUUGACCGCAGCGACUUCAGCGAAGCUUGGAGGUGCAUGGGCGUUGCCAAGCACCACUUCAUCUUCCCCAUCGAGCCAUUCAUCCUCACGAUUCAGGCUUACAGGCUAUCGGCGGAAAGCUGGUCCAACUCCGGUCUUGGUGAGCUCCCAAAGGCAGUCACCUGGUCAGCCAAUGCCUGAUGCUAUGCCUGUGGCUCUCGGACGAAAGGUCUGGAGCACUGCCGAUGCUUUUUUGGAGCUAUUGGUGUACACCACUCUCUGGAUGUCUUUCAGCCUUGCCAGUCUUGUGCCCUUUGUGCAGUUGGAAUGCGGGAUGAAGAUCGAUGGGCGACCCUUCUGGGCAGCUGCUUCGGAAAGCAUAGCAGUCUACACGUUAGACCAUUUGCGCGACAUCAGCAAAGCAACCAAAAGCACAGGAGAGCACAAGAUGAUUUUUCGACAAGGCUGUUUUCAUCGCCGGCUCUUUUUGCUGCGAGCCCUGCUGGCUGUGUCAAUCUUGGCACUGGCAAGUAGCCUGCUAGCAGCUCGCUCGUGGAUCGUGUCUUUGACUUUCAUAGGCCAUGUUCUGCUUUGCGCUGCCUACGCCAAACUAAAGCCUCGAAUGCCCUAUUGCAAGGCUUUCUACGUGUCAAUUUGCGUCGUCUUCAUGGCGGUUGCUGCACCCUGCGCGUAUGCACCGACGCUGCUGAGUUCCCUGGGUGGUGCCACAUUUUGGCAACUGCUUUUGCUGAUCUUUUCAGUGGCGUUGACGGUGGAGCAGCUUCAAGACAUUCGAGACGUUGAUGAAGAUCUUGAGGCCCAGGUGGUAACAUUGGCUUCUGGCCUGGGCCAACGGAGGGCAAGGCAGCUACUACUGCUGUUCCAAGCAGCCAGCCUAUCUUUGCAUAUCCUCAUUAUGCAACGGGCUCAUUUGCCACUGCGGCCACAUUUCCUUGCCGUUCAUGUGGCUUGCGGCCUUUGCUCGAUGGGAUUCACCAGCGAAACGCCACGCAGCCUCUUCCAGGUCUUGCUUGAGCCAUUGUACGCGCUUCCCCUCCUAGCAACAGUGCUGCGUGCCUCAACAGGCUUUUCGCUGUAAGGUUCCGGGAACUGCUGAGGACAUAGUGCCCUGAAUUUUUAGCCAAGCCCCGCAAUCCGCCCUCUUUUACACCUGUUUGCUU